CAGACGUUUAAAUCCUCAACUGUCAACGAGACGCCUCCGCCGGUAUGAAUCUUUACAAAUAACAUAUUGUUUAAAUAAACUUCUUUAGUUUUUCGUACUGCAUGCAAUUAUAUAGAUGUAUUUGUUUUUAAAAUCUAUUCUAGCCACUGGUUAGCUAGAGUUACGUACUGUAGGUGGUGGCUUUGUCCACGAACGAACAGAUAACGUUACUGCGAUCGUUCAAUUACACGCACACGAUAACCUAUGUAUUGCUUAAAGAAUGGAUUAUUUGUAAGUCAAAUGUUCUGUCAUUGUUGAGCUCAAUGAAAAUCAAACUGAAACUCCUCUAGGACGCUGAGAGAUGCAGAAUGUCUGUAAAAGGAGCAAGAGCGCCAUCUUCAGCCCAACGAGGAGCCACCUUAAUGAUCCCUGGUGGCCAGGAUCCACUUCAGCAGAGCUUUACAGAGACCCUUCCUACUGAGAUGAGCAUGAGGAUCUUCAGUGAGCUGGACGUCAGGAGUUUGUGCCGGGCCUCGCUCACCUGCAGACACUGGAAUGACAUAAUCGAGGGCAGCGAUCAGCUGUGGAGGAGCCACUGUCUUUCGGUGCUGGCUAUUUGCCGGAGGGAGGUGGACGGGGACAGGUUUGCUGGGUGUUCAUGGAAGGUUACUCUUGUUCGUAACUACAGGAAAGGCUGCGUAAAGCGGAGGUGGCUGAAGGGCCGAUACAGUAACAUCCGCUCUGCUGACGAUAUCCCAUCCAACAGCAUGUGUCCACUGGACGUGGAGACCUGGGGAGAGAUACUGGAGGCGGAACUGGAUAGAUAGAGCAAACAGAGACUUUUGGGAUCCUGCCAAUGGACUGAAAUACAUCAGCUGUGUCUACAAUGGAAGCAUUAUGACUGAAACACUUGCUGGGCAAAUAAUUCUAUGGAAUAUUUUGUAAUCAGUAUUGCCAAAAAGCACAAAGGCUAAAAAAAUACAUGAUAAUGUAGCUUUUGUUACCGAACAUUUUAGUUGUAUUACUGAAAUUUGCUUGAGACUGUAAUGAGGUUUUAUAGGUUUCAUAUGAUGGAAGCGUUUUGCAGAUGGAACCGAGAGAGAGAGAGAGAGAGAUCUUGUCUGUUUUUUUAGAGAUCAACAAAACUGUGCAC
Molecule: messenger RNA, 1132 nt
Organism: Sinocyclocheilus anshuiensis
Lineage: Eukaryota; Metazoa; Chordata; Actinopteri; Cypriniformes; Cyprinidae
Product: F-box only protein 48-like
Biological process (GO): SCF-dependent proteasomal ubiquitin-dependent protein catabolic process
Cellular component (GO): SCF ubiquitin ligase complex; cytoplasm
Molecular function (GO): protein binding
Source: RefSeq, a predicted model, not a curated record